AUGGCUUUUCCCAUUAAAGAAAGAAGAAAGUAUGAUUUAUUAUUCCAAUAAAGUAAAACCUUAUCAAUAGACCUUGAAAAAAUUUCCACAGUUAAAGCCAUUUACAACAGAGUACCAGGCUUAUAAGUAAAUACCAAUUAACUAUAUUUUAAUUAGGUUGUAAGCAACAAGAAACAUCUAGGCAUGAUUUUCCAAAGAUUUUAUAAGCAUUAUGAAAACGAUUUUAACUUUGCUCCACAAACAUUCGCCUUACCAUAAGAAUCUGAGGCAUUAUAGAAUUACAUGAAAAAGUAUAAAGAAAAGACAUUUAUUGCUAAGCCUUAAGGAGGUGCUGAGGGACUAGGAAUAUUUCUUUUGAAAAAUUUCAAAGAAUUACCUCCUUAUACUUUUUAGCAGGAAUACAUUGUGUAAGAAUACUUGGAUAAGCCCUUACUUGUUGACAACAAAAAAUUUGAUUUGAGAAUAUAUGUUAUGGUGACUUCAGUUGAUCCCUUAAUUGCAUAUAUAGCAGAUGAGGCAUUAGUGAGAUUUUGCACUGAGGACUACUAAAAACCAGAUAGAGAUAAUAUGCAUAAGAUCUUAUAGCAUCUGACGAACUUUUCUUUAAAUAAAUUAAGCGAUAAAUAUGUCAACUGCUAGGAUAUUAAUGAGUAAAAUGAAGCAACUAAGAGGACUCUGACAGCUUUAAUGCAAACCUUGUCAACAUAAGGUAUUGACACAGACUACCUCUUUGAAUAAAUCAAAGAUUGCUGCACUAAAGCAUUGAUAGCUAUUUAGCCAUUUGUACUGAGGGAAUAAGAGUAGAUGAUAAAUAUGCAGAAAGCCUAAGGUGACUGUUUCUAGAUUUUAGGGUUUGAUAUAUUUAUCGAUGAUAAGUUAAAGGCUUGGUUAUUCGAAAUCAAUGAUCACCCAUCUCUAAAUAUAUUCAUUGAAAAAGAGGGUGAGAAAGGACUUAUUAAAGAGCCAUCUGAGAUAGACAAAUAUAUAAAAAUGAAGAUUCUAGGUGAAGCAAUUUAACUGAUGAAAAAAAAGAAUUUAAAUAGAUCUGAAAUUGAAAGAUAUAAGGGCUGGAUUAAACUAUUACCCUCCAAUGAAUUUGAAGGUUAUGACUCGUUCUACAAGGCUAAGUUAAUUUAUGAUAAACUAGUCGCAAAAAAAGGAGGGUCAAUGUCCUCAAGCAAAUUCUCAAAACUUGCUAAAUUUAAAGGCAUGGUAAAUCCAAAUAUGACUUAAACCAACUAUGAAAUACUUUACAAGAAGGUCUUGUAGUAGACUACUUCAAAACAAAUGACCUUGGAAAUUUUCUUCGAUGCAUUAGAAAACUUAGCUGAUGUUCUCUACCCUAUGGAAUUAGAAAAGGUAGAUAUGCUUAUUUCAAAUAUCAUAAGCAAUAUGCAAUGA
Molecule: messenger RNA, 1401 nt
Organism: Stylonychia lemnae
Lineage: Eukaryota; Ciliophora; Spirotrichea; Sporadotrichida; Oxytrichidae
Source: the annotation of a GenBank genome assembly